This is a messenger RNA of Phialemonium atrogriseum, 2151 nucleotides long. Its product is annotated as heterokaryon incompatibility protein-domain-containing protein. The coding region runs from base 80 to 1948 and encodes 622 amino acids. Lineage: Eukaryota; Fungi; Ascomycota; Sordariomycetes; Cephalothecales; Cephalothecaceae. The record is from RefSeq and is a predicted model, not a curated record. The transcript has a single exon.
CUUCUUACCUAGCAGUAACAUUUGCAAAGGGGAAUGAAGGCGCUUUCUCGGCCCACCAGAGGUAGCUCUAAUCAUCAAGAUGCGACUGAUCAAUACCAAGACGCUCCAGAUCGAAGAGUUUACCGGCCAGAAGGUUCCCCGAUACGCCAUACUGUCUCACACUUGGGGGAACGAGGAGCUUACUUUUCAAGACUGGCUCUAUGCCCAGAACCAGAGUCCACCAAGAUGGGGUUGGACUCAAAUCCCCGAGGAGAUUCAGCGCCUAAAAUCAAAAGAAGGCUACGACAAAGUGGUCAAAGCCUGUGAACGUGCUCGACAACACAACCCUGCCUGCCAGUGGUUGUGGGCCGACACCGUCUGUAUCGACAAGAUCAGCUCGGCUGAGUUGAGCGAGGCCAUCAACUCCAUGUUCGGAUGGUACAGACGAGCUGAAGUCUGUUAUGCCUUCUUGGCCGACGUGCCUCCCAUGAGCGAUGACGAGCUCAGCAAGUGUUCCCAGCGCACGAGUCCCUUCCGCCAAAGCAGGUGGUUUCGCCGCGGAUGGACGUUGCAGGAAUUGAUCGCGCCUUGGUCUGUGGUGUUUCUGUCCAAAAACUGGACCUUUCUCGGGACGAAAUCCACCCUUGCAAAACACAUUGCCACCAUUACGUCAAUUCCAGAGAACUGCCUAUCAGGCAGCUGGUCCAGAAUUCGGGAGCAGACGUCCAUCGCGCAAAAGAUGUCUUGGGCGGCGUGGCGGCAGACCACCAGGAUUGAGGACCGGGCCUACUGCCUUAUGGGACUCUUUGGAAUCAACAUGCCACUCCUUUAUGGGGAAGGUGAGAAGGCGUUUAUUCGGUUGCAACAAGAGAUCAUCAAGCACACGGAGGAUCUGAGCUUCCUGGCCUGGAAGAGCGACCGUUCUCAGACAUUUGUCCGAAAUCACUUUAUCCACUGGAAGCUACCACCCUUGGCUGACAGCCCAUCCCAAUUCUUCUCGGCAAGGAACGUGAUACUGAAAAAGAGCGGCGAGCUCCUUGCGAGUAAGCGAAUCUUCACCGCCAACACGGGCACAUUCAUACACCGGCCACUGCUUGGAACGCUGAGCCGCUGGUUCGUGUUUGCCCCUCUCAACUCCGCGGCUCUUACGUUAUCUCGACGAACUUCGGAGUCUGUCUGGAUGCCGCUGGUGAGGGAUCGUUCAUCGCAGGGGUUCUCAAGGUCCUCUUUUCCCACCUCGACCAUCGUCACGGCGCUUGAUCCAUCUCGCUGUCGCAUGUACACGGGCGCACCGUCGGAAACUUCCCUUCGACAUCUUGACGAACCUUCCCCCGAGAGGCAUUACUUUCGGAAAACACACCUCGGAUCUGAUACGGCCAAUCCCCAUAGGCAAGUCGGACUACUGCCGGUUUUCGCAAGCCGAUCGCCUUGGAUAGAAGUAAUGGGAAGUUAUCCCGCCAUUGAUCAGAAGGAUGCCCUCAUAUUCAAUCUGGCGGAGGCCGGCGAGUACCUAUACCACGGAAUCCUGUUACUUGGUGUCCCGCCAAAUAGAAGCCAUGGCCUCUCCGCUGCCUUUGGAGUCCACUUCCUGGCGAUUUUUGGCCGUGAGAGCAACAGGCCUCUUUUCUGGAACGCAACAGCGGUACAUGAUCUGCACGUUACGUCCACGGCUGAUCUUCAAUCCAGCACUGAGUCUGUGACGAAGUCAAUAACAGAUAAGGUGUUUCCGGUUGCCCAUCCAGCAGCGUCUCAUUCCAGUACUUCAGACCUUGCAGCAGACAGUUACCCUAAUGCAUCGCGUCAGUUACGGAAGAGAGACCCAGGAUUGGCCAUAGCAGACCACCAGGACAGUGAUGUAUUCGCAGAAAUGGACAACCGUUGGUAUACGUUCAGAAGCGCGGGCUUGGAAGAAACCUCCUUUGAUACCCAUAUCAACCUUGUCCUGAUUGGCGUGCAUAAGAGGACCUAAACUUCAAGCGGUGCAGGAGAUGGAGCAUUUUGGAUAUCUGGAAAGCCUGGAUCUGGGAGAUCAACAUUCUAUGAUAUUCCUUGUCGGUCAUGAAACGACGAAGUCGGCUUUAUAGAGGUGGGCUGGUCACAAGGGUGUCGUCAUAGAUAGCCACUAAGUACUUCAGGGUAGCUGGAAGCUCCCUCCAGAAGUCUGACCAGGGC